This is a messenger RNA of Acipenser ruthenus (sterlet), 3282 nucleotides long. RefSeq lists its product as uncharacterized. Gene Ontology annotation, molecular function: RNA polymerase II cis-regulatory region sequence-specific DNA binding; DNA-binding transcription factor activity, RNA polymerase II-specific; protein dimerization activity. The coding region runs from base 1170 to 2816 and encodes 548 amino acids. Lineage: Eukaryota; Metazoa; Chordata; Actinopteri; Acipenseriformes; Acipenseridae. Gene Ontology annotation, cellular component: nucleus. The record is from RefSeq and is a predicted model, not a curated record. Gene Ontology annotation, biological process: regulation of DNA-templated transcription; spermatogenesis. The transcript is spliced from 11 exons.
AGGACACCAUAAUAAUUAUGACUCCCUCUUAAUUUUAUGACACAGCCCCAGGCACACAACACAUCACUCUUCCCAUAAACAGUUGGCUACUGCCUUCAUUUAUAUUUAUCUCUGCCCUUGCAGCUACCCCUUCGGAGAACUGUAAUUCUCCAAAACAAAAGGGGGCCUCAGUUGUCGUUUUCAAACUGCCAACCUCCGAGCAAACCUGGUUUGAGGCUAAAUAUAACACAUUCAGCAAAAUUAUUUCUAAUUUUGAGUUUGUGGGGGUUGUUCUGAACGACUGAAAAGUAUGCAGUAUGUAACUUAACAACUAUAAGUUUACUCCUAAAAACUGUAGCUACGACAGGGCCUCCCUGUCUUAAUGGGGCAGUGUUAAUUGAGAAGUGCCUGUAUGGAUUAUCAUUACUUCAAGGCGCUGUGCAUACUGUGCAAGCAGGUUUAAGGAGGUUGAAGCAUGUAGGAACUAGAUGCAUACCAAGUGGGCCUUAGGGGGUUUGGAAUAAUACUAGUAAUCAAUAUCAUAGGUGCACAAAUAUUCUCAGUCAUAUAAAACAAAUUAGUAAAUCCUACUUUUUUUUAUCCUAAAAUACAAUUAAUUAACUUUGGUAUCCCAAUCUCCCCUCCCCUUAUAAACAUAUUUUGACAGGUAUCAUUGUGUCCCAAAAAUAGUUUACAAUUCGUUUUCCUUUUCAUACUUACUGAACAUUGUUUGCAUGCAAAACGAUAGUGUAUUCGCAACAAGUCAUUAGGUAUGCUUGAUCGAUUAUUAUUACAAUAACUUUGGCGGGGGGCGGGGGUAUGUGGUGGCGUUUAUGCAGUUUUCAUAAGGUUACUAUACUACCCUACGUUUACAUAAAUAACAUAUACUGCAAAAACAACUAACCGUGUUCAAAGUUAAAUGGAAAAACACCUCUGUUCAAAAAUGUCCACCAGUAAUUGGGUGCCGCUCAUCUUUUGAUGGAUUCUGGAUUGCUCUGCGUCGGCGAUUCAGGUGACUUACGUUUGCAACGCGUUAAUUAGGUCAUUUCAAACUGACAUAUAAAUUGUUUAAUUGGAAUUCCACGUGGUUUUCCUAUGGAGAUUUGGAUUCUCAUGCAAACACAUGUCAACUUGGAUUGUUGGACUACGCUGUUUCUUCGUUCCACCAGUUUCAAAAUACAGCACCAAAAAUGGUUGAAAUUACAGCCUUGCUUAUUGGUGAAGAGGAUACUGUUCAUGACGCUGCCCCUAUUCUUCAAGAAAGCCUUUUGAAAUUCGGCCGUGCAACCAUCAUGACAAGUGACUUGAGCCAUGCUGCAACGCAUCUCAAUAGCUAUUGUUUUCAUUUGGUUGUUUUCCACUUGGGUUCAACGCCGUCUUCAGCAGAAGCAGAAACCCUCAAACUCAUUAGGACAAAAAGCAGCCAGAAUGUUGACAAAAUGAUUUCUAUACUUAUUAUUCCUGAAUUGUAUACAGAGGAUAUCUCAAGCGACACAGCAGAGUUUAUCCUAAUGGAGCCACUAUCUCAGGAUAAGCUGGCGAGAGUCCUUAUUGACUGCCAGUUUCUUACCAGAGGCCAAAGUGACUCGGAUGUAACUCCGGUUUCUUAUGCUGAACCAGUGCAGAGAGGUUUGGAACUACCCAGCUUCCAAGGUGGUCUUGUGCCAUCUGUCUUUAAAAGCUCCGAGUGGCCAGACACUGGCAUGGUCUGUGGAAGUCAGCCUUCGUUCUCUGAAGAGAUUACUUGCAUGUCAGAAGCUCUUCUUCAUUCUAGAAAAGAGCACACAAGGAGGCUGCAAAUUAAAGAGUGUUGUGACCGCCUGCGUGCUCUCCUUCCGAAUAUAAAGGACAACUGGAUUGAUACUGCGUCUGUUCUUGAGAUGACUGUGGAGUAUAUGAGGUACCUUCAGAACAACGUGCCAGAGGAAGUUUUGUCACAGGUGGCUAAAUUAAUGGGAGAAAACCGGACUGGACGAUGGUGGAAACAAACUAAAACCCCAUUGCAACCAACUAAACCCCAACUGAAAGGGAAAGAACGUAACAUAAAGAAAAGUAAAUGCAAAAAAGACAAAAACCCCAAAGCUGGAAGAUUUAAAGCAAAGAAACCCAAAGCCGAUUACCUGGCAGCAAGCUCCUUGGGAAGACGCAUACUUCCUGCAGUAGACAGAAGCUCCAAACUGAGGCCGACUGGCCAGCCUGCUGCUCCUGCAGUCAUAAUUCCUGAUUCCAACCCAAACUCUGCAGAAGUGCUAUUCCAGGAUUUCCCAGCACAUCAGUAUCCUGAAGGAAUAAAUGUCACUUUUGAAAGCUUCUGUACCACUGCAAAUGUCCCUAUACCUGUACCUGGUAAAGAGCAUCUCCCAUUGUUCCCGAAUCCAGGGCCUUGCUUGCAAUACACUGCCUUCAAUCCCACAUUGCUCCCAAAUCCAGGGCCUUGCUUGCAGUACACUGCCUUCAAUCCCCCAUUGCUCCAAAAUCCAGGGCCUUGCUUGCAGUACACUUCCUUCAGGCCCAGACACAUUCCAACAGGGUGUCUGGAAAGUUCCCAUGCCUGUGGUCCUCCAAUGCUUUACUCACAAGAGCCACUUUUUGGUGGGGCCUGGCUACCCUCUCUGUCUUGUGCGGGCAGAUCCUCUCCUGGUGGUUCUAACUGCCACCUGCCAGAAGAGAACACACACUUCUGUGUACUUGAGCAGUGUUACAGCAGCAACCCAGUCUGUACAGAACUAUCAAGGUCUGCUCAAGGAACUGAAUUCAAAUGGCAUUCAAGCAUAACUGAAGUGGGAGAGAUGACUUCAGGUGUCCCACUGCACAUCUGUUCCAUUGAAGAUGUUUAAUGAUGCCACUGCACAGGUGUAGGCAUGUUCAUGGUCUGAAAUUUCUUUUGGAAAGUGAAAGAUAAUGCCUAAGUUUCUGUUUUUGUAUUUGUAAGGACCUUUUUGCUGAAGAAAUAUUAAAUGGAGAAACACAGCAACAAGAGAGAACGUGUAGCUGUUGCAGAGUAAUGUGACUACCCUUUUCCUGUAAAAUGACAUUAUUUUAUUGUUUCUGGUAAUUUAAGCAUUGGGGAUUUCUUUAUACUGGAGACAUAUAACAUUUUUGUUUGGUUAUUGGGUUUGUAUUUACUGUUAUAUAAACAAAUGUCUUGAUUUCUUUAUAAAUUAUUUAUUUAAAGUAAAUAUCCUAUGUUACUGCUUUCUACUGUAAAUGCUGCUUUAUGUUUGUGAAAUUCUGUUUCUGUAACAAUCAGCUUUGCAAACAAAACCAUGCCAAGAGGUUGGAUAAUUAUAGUUUCAAAAUGUA